Molecule: messenger RNA, 496 nt
Organism: Schizosaccharomyces japonicus yFS275
Lineage: Eukaryota; Fungi; Ascomycota; Schizosaccharomycetes; Schizosaccharomycetales; Schizosaccharomycetaceae
Product: 60S ribosomal protein L35
Exons: 1
Coding region: 83-451 (122 amino acids)
Biological process (GO): translation; maturation of LSU-rRNA from tricistronic rRNA transcript (SSU-rRNA, 5.8S rRNA, LSU-rRNA)
Cellular component (GO): preribosome; cytosolic large ribosomal subunit; ribosome
Molecular function (GO): structural constituent of ribosome
Source: RefSeq, a predicted model, not a curated record
CCGUGACUGCUUUUUUCUUCCAGAAAACUACACCACGACCUCUCUUGCUCUUAGCAUCUCUUGACCAACGACGAACGUUAAGAUGGCACUCAAGACCUUUGAACUUCGCAAGCAAUCUGCUGAGCAAUUGGCCGAGCAACUUACCGAGCUUCGUCAAGAGCUCUCCUCUCUUCGUGUCCAGAAGAUCGCUGGUGGUUCCGGUUCGAAGUUGGCCAAGAUUAAGACCGCUCGCAAGGAUAUUGCUCGCGUCUUGACCGUCAUCAACGAGAACAACCGUUCUGCCGCCCGUGAGGCCUACAAGAACAAGAAGUACAUUCCUUUGGAUCUCCGCCAAAAGAAGACUCGUGCCCUUCGUCGUGCCUUGACUCCUUAUGAGAAGAGCCGUAAGACUCUUAAGCAAUUGAAGAAGGAGCGUUACUUCCCCCUCCGCAAGUUCGCCCUCAAGGCUUAGGUCAAUAAAAUUUUACAUUAACAUGUAAAACGAAAUGCAAACGCG